CACUGGAGCCAUUUUAACUCUGAUUUUUCACCUUUCAGUCUUCAUUUAGUUAUCCUAGGAAAAUGGCAGAAUUAACUCACCCUUCUGUCCAAGACGGCUGGUUCAAGGAAGAAAGUCCGCUAUGGCCUGGACAAGCUAUGUCUUUACAAGUGAAGAAAAUUCUUCAUGUGGAGAAGAGUAAGUUCCAAGACGUCCUUGUUUUCGAGUCGGUGGCCCAUGGAAACGUUCUAGUGCUUGAUGGCGCAAUCCAAUGCGUGGAGAACGAUGAGUUUAGUUAUCAGGAAAUGAUUGCGCAUAUACCCCUCAACUCUCAUCCGAACCCGGAGCAUGUCUUAGUAAUUGGUGGUGGAGACGGUGGUGUAUUACGAGAAGUUUUGAAGCAUCCUUCUGUCAAAACCGCUGUGCUGUGUGAUAUCGAUGAAGCAGUUCCCCGAGUUUCGAAAGAUUACCUUCCACACAUGGCUGCCGGCUUUAACGAUCCUCGGGUGACCCUCUUCAUCGGAGAUGGCUUCCAGUUCUUGAGAGAUCAAGUCGGAAAAUUUGAUGUCAUCAUCACCGAUAGUUCUGAUCCAAACGAAGGUCCAGCGCAAACAUUGUUUGGAAUGCCAUAUUUCCAACUUUUGAAAAAUGCCUUGAGACCAAAUGGUUCGAUUUCAACCCAGGGAGAGUGCAUCUGGUUGCACUUACCACUCAUCCACUCGUUGAUCAAAGGAUCAAAGGACCUUUUCCCACAAGUCGAAUACGCUUACACUUCGAUUCCGACUUACCCCAGUGGAACCAUCGGCUUCGUCGUGUGCUCUCUGGAUAAAGACCGAAACCUAAAAAAGCCACUCCGACAGGUCCGCAACACUCGAUACUACAACAAGCGCGUACAUGAGGCUGCAUUUGUUUUACCCGAGUUCGCUCGUGCUACCAUCGCUGCUGCUAAAGUUGGGGAAGCUCCUCCUGCUCAUCAGAGCACGGUUCCUGCCGUCAUCACACCCGCGAAAAAGAAAAUCCUCCUCCUUGGGUCUGGUUUUGUUGCUCAACCCGCUGCCGAUUACAUCCUUCGCCGAUCUGACAACGAAUUGACGAUUGCCUGUCGUACAUUGGCAACUGCCAAGUCUCUUGCGGAAGAAUUAGUCAGAGACGCCAAUUACAUCUCGCUUGACAUCACGGAUACUGCUGCGUUGGACCGAGCGGUGUCGGAGCACGACUUGAUCAUCUCUUUGAUUCCAUAUAUACAUCAUGCAAGCGUCAUCAAGAGCGCAAUCAAAUACAAGAAGAAUGUUGUCACCACAAGCUACGUCAGCCCGGCGAUGAGAGCCUUAGAUCAGGAGGCUCAGCAAGCUGGCAUCACAGUACUCAACGAGAUUGGACUUGACCCCGGAAUCGAUCACUUGUACGCUGUCAAGACGAUUGAUGAAGUUCAUCAAAAGGGUGGCAAAGUCACAGGCUUCAUCUCCUACUGUGGUGGUCUACCUGCUCCUGAGAGCUCGAACAACCCAUUAGGAUACAAGUUCUCCUGGUCAUCAAGAGGAGUCCUCUUAGCUCUCUUGAAUUCUGCUAAGCUUUAUUCCAAGGGCAAACUCAUCGAGGUUGCAGGUCAAGAUUUGAUGAACCACGCAAACCCUUACUUUAUUUCACCGGCGUUUGCUUUUGUGGCUUAUCCCAAUCGAGAUUCGACACCAUUCAGAGAAUUCUACGCUAUUCCUGAAGCCGAGACUGUUGUUCGUGGAACGAUGAGAUAUCAAGGAUUCCCAGCUUUCAUUAAGACUUUGGUUGAUAUUGGGUUCCUCAAUGAAGCUGACCAAGCUUACUUGAAGCCUGAUGCCCAAAUCACUUGGAAUGAGGUCACCGCUCGAGUUCUCGGAGCUUCUGAUUCAAAUGAGAACACAUUGAUCGAGGCCAUCAAAGCUAAAACCACCUUCCCCACCGAAAGUGAGGCAGAGCGAAUUUUAUCCGGUUUACGAUGGAUCGGAGUCUUUGGUCAAGAAAAGGUCAUUGCACGUCGAAGUAUCUUAGACACUCUCUGUGCUACAUUAGAGCAAAAGAUGGCUUAUGGAAAAGGAGAGCGUGAUAUGGUAAUGCUUCAACACAAAUUUGAAAUCCAACUCAAGGAUGGAUCUAAGGUCAGUUCAAUGGAUAGCUAUCUGAAAUUUAGAGAUGUUGAUUUUUGAUGUUAUCGGUUUUUCACAAUAGCAAACUCGAACCUCGACCCUUCUUGAAUAUGGUGCACCAUUCCACACCGGGGAGGGACCUUCAGCAAUGGUGAGUGACUAUCAAACAUCUUCUUUCAAUGAACCGUAUUGACCAGGCACGUUUUGGAAUCUAGGCCAAAUUGGUCGGUGUGCCUUGUGGAAUUGCCGUCCAAUUAAUCUUGGAUGGCGUUAUCAACAAGCGCGGAAUUUUGGCACCAUAUACCCGUGAUAUCGUAGACCCACUCCUAGCAGAGGUUGAAAAGGAAGGUAUCACUAUGAUUGAAGCCAUCCUAU
This is a messenger RNA of Melampsora larici-populina 98AG31, 2474 nucleotides long. RefSeq lists its product as uncharacterized. Gene Ontology annotation, cellular component: cytoplasm. The record is from RefSeq and is a predicted model, not a curated record. Lineage: Eukaryota; Fungi; Basidiomycota; Pucciniomycetes; Pucciniales; Melampsoraceae. Bases 63 to 2159 code for a protein of 698 amino acids. The transcript has 5 exons. Gene Ontology annotation, molecular function: saccharopine dehydrogenase activity.